GGCGGGGGGCUGUCCCCUAGGCUGAGACCUUGGCUUCUUACCCCAAAUUGACUCCCUUCUUUCAGAAGGACGGGAGACGGCUGUGAGGAACUGGAGGGUUUAUGCUAGAGGGGGAAGCGAGAACUCUAAUUCACUGACCCCAAUAAUAACUUUAGCGAGCCUGGUAAUCUGAACAAGAAUAGUGAGGGCUCCGCCUCAAGCUUCGCACAGUUUGUACAGCUGGCGGCUCAGUGGGGUCGUGUGCAAUGCCAAAAGGAAAAAAAAAUUGAUCGUCAGAUUAUGAAUUCAAUUCCAAUUCUCUUUUCCGUUAGUUUUUGCCUAUUCUCACAAAUUUCCUUGAGCCAGCGGUACCCUGCAGAGAUCAUCCCAUUCCUUUCCCAGAAGGACUUUUCUCUAGGGUCUCCCUUUUUUCUUUAAACGCCUGUGGAAAAGAAGAUUUUUCUGUGGCUUACCUUCAGCAAUUUGACAACAUUUGUGGCCGCUUGGGACCAAAUUUUUAUCGUACCAUUUGACCCACCCAGUUCAGUAGAGAUGUUCUUAAGCAUUUGUUUUCAUACAUCCUUUGACAACAAUGAGGGAGAACUGCCCCACCCAAAUUCUUAAUAUAAACAAAUGUAAUUACACCUAAUUAAAUAGAGUACUUCGUUGUCAAGAGCUCAAGCACUUCAUAAAUUAUUAAAACACACUUAUUGAAAGUUCUUGUGUGUUUGUUUGGGGGGAGGGGAGUGGGUGCUUUGUGUUCUUUUACUCAACUCCAAAAUCAUAGGAGGCAAGUAAAACCAGUGUUUCCUCAUUUUAUACACAAGGGAAGUGGAGGUACAAAACCUAAGGGAGAAUGUUUUCCCUUCCUUCUUAGUAAUCAGGGAGCUCCGCAGUGUCUAGACUGUCCUCUAGUCUGUUAGGCGACAUCUCUUGUCUGGUAGCCAGCACUGACAUAGGACAGUAGGGGAAUGGUACAGAGUCACCGAGAGUGCUGUUAUUAAAAAGGUAUGUUUUACUUUUACUUGAGAUGGAUGCUUCAGGUUAACUCAAAAGAAAAAAACAACUGAGGGUAGGAGGAGAAAAGAGCCUUGAAGAACACAUUUGUAGGAAACCUUUUUUUAUAUCGGGCAAAGAAUGUAACACCUUAUUUACAUUCUAAUUCCAAAGUUUAGCUGUAUCUUUGUACACUAGGAAAUAAAACAUUUUGUGACCUAUUUAGAGAAUGGGAUGACAAACUUAAGUUGAUUGCCAUUUAGUGGUACUAGUACGCUACUCACAAAUACAAUUAAAGAAAAGUAAUAGAAAUAUGUUUGAAGGCAGACUAUAGUGGAAAAAAUUGAUUGCUCAGAAAUAUUUUGCAAGAAAGAGUUCAGGUGCUGAAGACACCAGUUGCACAGGAUAAAAUCAACUUAUUUAAAGUGUCUUAUUUCUAGAAGAAUCAACAACAUGAAGCAAACCAGAUUUCUCAAAUGUAUACCUCAACGUCCAACUGAAUACUUUUUUGUGGUAGGGACUAGAGUUGAAAUUUCAUUUUAGGCUAGCUUCCUGAAAACAUUUGUUCCUAUGCAUAAAGAUGUCUUUGGUGGACUUGGGGAAGAGGUUGCUAGAAGCAGCAAGAAAAGGCCAAGAUGAUGAAGUGAGGACCUUGAUGGCAAAUGGCGCCCCAUUCACCACAGACUGGCUUGGAACAUCACCCCUCCACCUUGCAGCCCAGUAUGGUCAUUAUUCCACAGCGGAAGUGCUCCUUCGAGCUGGAGUUAGCAGGGAUGCCCGGACCAAAGUGGACAGAACCCCCUUGCACAUGGCUGCAGCUGAUGGACAUGCGCACAUUGUGGAACUGCUUGUUAGGAAUGGUGCAGAUGUGAAUGCCAAGGACAUGCUGAAGAUGACAGCUUUGCACUGGGCCACAGAGCACCACCAUCGAGAUGUUGUAGAGCUGCUUAUCAAGUAUGGAGCUGAUGUCCAUGCUUUCAGCAAAUUUGAUAAAUCUGCCUUUGACAUAGCCCUGGAAAAAAACAAUGCCGAGAUACUGGUCAUUCUCCAGGAAGCAAUGCAGAAUCAGGUGAACGCCAAUCCUGAGAGAGCCAACCCUGUGACUAGCCCUGUGACUAUGGCUGCUCCAUUCAUCUUCACCUCCGGAGAAGUUGUAAACCUCGCUAGCCUUGUUUCUUCAGCCAAUACCAAAACAACCUCAGGUGACCCCCAUGCCUCAAGAGUACAGUUCUCAAAUUCUACCACCUCAGUGUUGGCCACUCUUGCAGCUCUUGCUGAGGCAUCAGCCCCCCUCUCCAACCCACCCAGAGCCACAGCCAAUUCAGAGGAGAUCCUAGAAGGAAAUUCUGUUGACUCAUCAAUCCAGCAAGUGGUGGGGAGUGGAGGCCAGAGGGUCAUCACCAUAGUGACAGAUGGAGUCCCUCUGGGUAAUCUCCAAACUGCAAUCCCUACUGGAGGCAUUGGCCAGCCAUUUAUUGUAACUAUGCAAGAUGGACAGCAAGUUCUAACUGUACCUGCUGGUCAGGUUGCAGAGGAGACUGUAAUUGAAGAGGAAGAAGAAGAAGCAGCAGAGAAUUUGCCACUGGCUAAGAAACCAAGGAUAGAAGAGAUGACAAACAGUGUGGAGGAAAGGAAGGAAGGCAGUGAAAGAGCACUACUACAGCAGCAGCUCCAGGAAGCCAAUCGAAGAGCUCAGGAAUACCGACACCAGCUCCUAAAGAAAGAGCAAGAGGCAGAACAGUACCGCCUCAAGCUGGAGGCCAUGGCCCGACAGCAGCCCAAUGGAGUUGAUAUCACCAUGGUUGAAGAGGUGGCUGAGGUAGACACUGUAGUAGUCACAGAGGGGGAGGUAGAAGGGAGAGGGACAGAAAUGACUGGGGCACCAGAGACCACGGAGCCUCACACUGGAGUUUCCAUGGGAACUGUUUCAUCCUAACAUACAAGGGCCACAACUUGCACUAUGUCCAUCUUUUUCACUUUUAAAGAAAAAAUACAGGGGACAAACAUUGUAUAAAAAUUAAGACUGUCCUUAAGAAGAAAACUAUAGCAGGGUACAAUGCUUAGGCUCAGGAAAGCUAUCUGUGCAACUGGAAAAUUGAAAGCCAAAUUUAGGGGACAUUUCUUCUGAGGGGCCAAAAGAAUAAGGACCAAAUUACUCAGCUCACAUCAUUACUUUCAGAAUAGAGGUAAAGGAAUGCUGGAUGUUAUGGGUUCAUUCGUUGUUUUUUAAGUAACUGACUUUGUAUCAAAAGAUUUUAAGAUAACAUUCCUAAUACAUACACACCCAGUGCCUUUAAUAAUUGUAACAUCAGGUGACCUGAAAAUUUGCCUUGGAUUUAUGAUAUAUGUAUCUGUUAGAGAAGAAAACUAAUUGGGAAAGGAUGUUAGAAGCCAGCUUUGGGAAAGAGAGAAGGAAAAUCACUGCCAAAGGAGCAAGCGCUCCCAACUAUCCUAAGUUAAUUUCAUUGAGAAGGAAUGUGUGCAGUUGCCUGGCAAAUUUGCAUCCACUGUAUGUCAUAGCUCAGAUUCCAGGUAAAGAAACUGAAACAGAGUUUUUAAAAACUGGAAGGGAAAGAAAACUUAUUUAUGUGGGAGAAGUGUAUCUAAAACCAAAAUCCUUCAGGCUGUGCUUCCACAAAGCUGGAAGGUGGCCUAGAAGAGGCUUAUGGGGUUAUGAAACAAUCUGGUCUUGAGAUACAAGCUUUAUUCUGGUUGGAUUUUGUAAAAUUGCAAACAGGAGGGUAGUCUGUUGUCGGAACAACUUACUUUCAGACAUUUAUGUACUAUCGAGCUCAAACUCUUUAAUUUUAUAAAACUGUUGAAUUUUAUAACUGUCACCUAGGACACGUGUGCCUUUCUGUGGAGCUUAGAUGUUAGCCUCUUAAAUGCAAAAAAAAAAAAAAGAGAGAGAAGAAGACAGAGACGAAUGCUGAGGGUAUCGGGUAGUUUUGUUUCUGCUGACUUGGGAUGAGUGUACUGUCCCACUGUCCUGCUUUCUUAAGCUUGGGCCUGGUGCAGAGCUCUGUGCCCGUAGGUGCUCAGUGAAUGUUGGCAAAGGGAAUAAGAACCAGCAGUGCCAUAAAGUAAGUAACCAAAGAUUCUGGCCAAGUACUUUGUCCCUGUUCUCCCUUCUUUCCCACUAUGCCUGCUGCCUCUGCCCAGAGACUUUUGAAAAGUGUUUCAUUGCUGGGUUUUCUUUCUGUGUCAGCAUGGAGUUUUCACAAAAGAAAGAAUAUGAUGGAGAGAGAGAAGUUGGAGGAGGCUUCAUUACAAGAGGUUAUUGCCUUUGAAAUUGGGCCCUCAUCGUUCUAGACUUGCUUGCUUGCUUUGUUGUAAAUUAGAAGUAGAAACCAGAGGGAGAUGUGCCAAGUAAACAUUUGAAUGACUGUUUAGAAAACGGUUUUCUUAACAGCGAUCAUGGGGAAAACAUGCAUUUUUAAUUUGGAAAAAAAAAAAAAAAUGACAGUUACCAUGGCUCCAUUUACCUUGAUUAACAAAGUAAUUUGCUGCAGUUUUC
Loxodonta africana (African savanna elephant) is the source of this 4492-nucleotide messenger RNA. RefSeq names its product GA binding protein transcription factor subunit beta 2 (gene GABPB2). The transcript has 9 exons. The record is from RefSeq and is a predicted model, not a curated record. Gene Ontology annotation, cellular component: nucleus. Gene Ontology annotation, biological process: positive regulation of transcription by RNA polymerase II. Bases 1556 to 2911 code for a protein of 451 amino acids. Gene Ontology annotation, molecular function: protein binding; transcription cis-regulatory region binding. NCBI's taxonomy places the organism in Eukaryota, Metazoa, Chordata, Mammalia, Proboscidea, Elephantidae.